AUGGUGUACUGCGGCAAACCCUCAAAGGGCUGCUCGUCCUGUCGCGAGCGCAAGGUCCGCUGCGACCAAAAGGAGCCAACAUGCGGCCAGUGCGAGCGUCGCCAGCAGACGUGCCCCGGCUAUCGCAACAUUGUCGACCUCAUGUUCCGCGAUGAGAGCAACCAUGUCAUCAAAAAGGCCACCAGGACUAACCGUCGCGGCGGCAUCAAGAAGAUGGAGGCAGCAGCAGCAGCGCCCAAGCCGUCGGCGUCAUCAAUACGAGCCUUCUCGUCAUCGUCAAUAUCGUCCGUCACGACACAUAAUGUCAAAAGGGCGUCCAUAGCCUCGUCUUCAGCCUCAUCAUCAUCUACACACUACGCAGAAACAGAUGGCGUCGCCGAGCCGCCCGUCAAGCUCGAGGAGCCCACGACUCUCACACUACCACCAUUGCCACCCCCGAAUCCGGGCCCCGUCAAGGCCACGUCCUUCCUCGCCAUGCUCACCCCAUCCUCCGGCCCUCCCAGCUCCUCCUCAGCCGGCGCCGACUCGUCGGACGACUCGGAGGCGACCAUCGACAUACCCGCCUCGGCCCUCACCCGCCUCGCCCCCGGCUACCCCCUCACCAAGUCGCUCCAGGAGCGCGGGACGGCCUUCUUCUUCUCGCGCUACGUCGCCGUCGACUUUGGCUGCUACCAGAACUACGACUUUGUGUACGACGUCUGGAAGCCCCCCAACUCGGACCUGCACCGGGUCGACUGCGUCACCGCCAGCAUGGCCGCCGUCGGCCUCGCUGGCCUGUCCAAGGUCACCCGCUGCGGCAACACCAUGAUCAAGGCCCGCCAGAGCUACGGCACCGCCCUGCAGCUGACCAACAACGCCCUGCGCGACCCGGAGACCGCCGUCAAGGACAGCACCAUGCUCUCCGUCCUCAUCCUCGGCACCUUUGAGUUCAUCACCGGCCGCACCCCCCAGACCAUGCGCGCCUGGCAGGACCACGUCAACGGCGCCGCCGCCCUCACCCGCGCCCGCGGCACGCUGCCCUUCACCACCAAGGCCGGCCUCCGCAUGUUCCUCAUGCUCUGCCACUCGGUCCUCAUCAGCUGCAUCCAGGGGGGGCUCCCCAUGCCCGCUGCCAUGCUCGACCUGCGCCGCGAGCUGGGCCAGUACACCAACACGCGCGACCCGACCUGGCGCAUCGUCGAGCCCAUCUGCCGCGCCCUGCAGAUCCGCUACGACAUCAAGAAAGGCACCCUCGCCAACACGGACGAGAUUGUCGCCCGCCUCGGCGACGUCGAGGCCGAGUUCCAGGACAUUGUCCGCGAGAUGCCCCGGUCCUGGCGCUACCGCUGCGCCCAGGUCAACCGGCCCAACUCGGCCAUCCUCGGCAGCUGGUGCCACAUCUACCCGGGUUUCGCCCAGGCCACCACCUGGAACGGCAUGCGCACCAUGCGCAUCCUCGUCCAGGAGACCAUCCUCGAGCAGCUCUGCUCCAGCAUGGCCCGCACCUCUGUCCCGCCCAUGCGCCACCAGGUCAUGCUCGUCAAGGCCAUGCGCAUGCUCGAGCUGCUCGGCGAGGCCGUCAUCGCCAGCACGCCCCAGCACUUUGGCAUCGUCAGCGCCCGCGACGCCAAGCCCGACGUCGACGGCCAGAGCAAGGGCACGCUCGAGUUUGUGUCCGCCACCCGGCCCCCGCACCCCAUCCCCUCGGCGUGCCCCAUCCCCUCGCCCCGUCGUCCCGCGCGGAACCGGACGCCUGAGUCGCCCGUCACCUCGCCGCGCGCCACCCUGCUCGACCCGACACAGUCCGACGACGGCCGCGGGGAUCCCGAGCGCUUCAUGACCCUCGCUUCGGCGAGCAACACCAUCGUCUGGCCGCUCUACACCCUCGGCAUGUCCAGCUCGUGCACCCGCGAGACGAGGCAGUACAUUAUCGACAGGCUCCACGCCAUCUGGACCGAGACCGGCCUCGACCAGGCGCGCAUGGUCAAGCAGCUGCUGCUCGACAAGGUUGAGACCGUGCCCUGGGAGGGCAUCCCCAUGCUCAGCCUGCCCGAGAUCUCCGACGAGUGUCUGCCGCUCACCGUGUGA
Messenger RNA from Emericellopsis cladophorae, 2067 nucleotides. RefSeq names its product Autophagy-related protein-like protein. Lineage: Eukaryota; Fungi; Ascomycota; Sordariomycetes; Hypocreales; Bionectriaceae. Gene Ontology annotation, biological process: regulation of DNA-templated transcription. The transcript has 2 exons. Gene Ontology annotation, molecular function: zinc ion binding; DNA-binding transcription factor activity, RNA polymerase II-specific. Bases 1 to 2067 code for a protein of 688 amino acids. The record is from RefSeq and is a predicted model, not a curated record.